Phaeodactylum tricornutum CCAP 1055/1 is the source of this 1338-nucleotide messenger RNA. RefSeq lists its product with no specific name. Lineage: Eukaryota; Bacillariophyta; Bacillariophyceae; Surirellales; Neidiaceae. The record is from RefSeq and is a predicted model, not a curated record. The coding region runs from base 25 to 1338 and encodes 437 amino acids. The transcript has a single exon. Gene Ontology annotation, molecular function: protein binding.
GCACUAACAACGACGGACUAAACCAUGAAAUCUUCACCCACGAAUCUACCGUUUGAAGUGGCCCAGAUAAUUGCGUCGUUCGUUGCUGAGGGUUCCACCUUGAUACGUUUGGGGGCCGUCAGUAGAGUGUUCGCCGAAGCCUGCGGAGAAGAAGCAACGUGGGAGCGUCUCUAUCGCAAUGUAUGGUGGAACAUUCCUCGCCAACACACCCUUUCCUACCGCUCCGACUAUGCCAGGCGCUUCGUAUUGGAUCGAUCCGUAUUCCAACAACUACAACGGAUAGCGGCAUGCUUGCGACGGACCUGCCCGAAUCAAAUCCGCGACGUUGACUUGAUACGCUUACUACAACGCGACAAAAGUUGGUUGCAUCUCAUUAACAACGACGAGUAUGCCGAGUGCAUGACAGUGCCUCGCGGUAUGGCACUGCACCAGUACACUGGAGAUCUAUGUGACCAAUACACCACUUGCGUGGCUUCUAUAACCUUGGAGUACUUUACUCUUGCCUACAUUUCGAGGGAAUGGAAUUACUGGCUGCAACAAAGCAACAGAAACUCUCCAACUCAUGACAGCAUUUGUUUGGAAGAAGGUGCCUUCUUGCUGGCAUUUUCCUUGUUUGAUUGGGAAAAAAGCUUGAAUACUCGCCCAGAUCUAGCACGUCUUGACAUGUUUCGUCGUUUGGACGAGUUGGCGUUGCAACUCCAGAGUCGAAUAGGCUUGGAAACAACAGCAUCCGAAGACCCUGUUGGCGCUACCACUAAGCUUAGCGAGCUUUUGCGAGAUCUUGGGUACGGUGGAAACGUGGAAAACUACUAUGAUUUGAACAAUUCCUCCUUAUUGUUUAUAUUGGAAAACCGCAAAGGGAUUCCCAUUACGCUGGCGGUACUGUACAAAUGCGUCCUUCGGCGGGUGGGUGUAUUCGUCGACAUUAUUGGGCUUCCGGGACACGUCGUUUUGGGAAUUUCUACAAACGAGAUUUUUGUCGAUGUUUUCUGUGGGGGUCAAGUUCUAUCUGUGCAGAACUGCCGGGAAAUUGUUGACCAAUACCACGUUGAAUGGACUGACCAAUUCUUAGCACCGGUGACUGCUUCAAAUGUACUCUUACGAAUGACUAAUAAUAUGUUACACUGUAUGCAUCGAAGGUUGGCGGGCCACCUUGGCGAAUUACAGUCUUUCGAGAUAUCAGAAGUUCAAUCGAGGAUUCAGUUCCUGAGAAAGUGUCUCCUGAGGUUCCAAGGCGAUGGCAUAGAGGAGUACGACGAUACGGACGAGCUUGGCGUAAGGAAGUUUCAGUUUGAAAAUAGAUACACGCUUCACAGUUUUGCUUCACAGUUUGAUUAA